Molecule: messenger RNA, 3253 nt
Organism: Meriones unguiculatus (Mongolian gerbil)
Lineage: Eukaryota; Metazoa; Chordata; Mammalia; Rodentia; Muridae
Gene: Bhlhe40
Product: basic helix-loop-helix family member e40
Exons: 5
Coding region: 549-1784 (411 amino acids)
Biological process (GO): anterior/posterior pattern specification; circadian regulation of gene expression; regulation of neurogenesis
Cellular component (GO): nucleus
Molecular function (GO): protein dimerization activity; DNA-binding transcription factor activity, RNA polymerase II-specific; RNA polymerase II cis-regulatory region sequence-specific DNA binding
Source: RefSeq, a predicted model, not a curated record
UUUGCAGCCGCCGGAGCGUUGUCCAACACGUGAGACUCAUGUGAUGAAGCCGGGGGAGGGCGGGCAGGUCGCUCCUUCCCUCCCCGGCAGCGGCCAGACGUGCUUGGAGUCACAGGGUAGAACACGUAGCUUCUACCCACCCACUCGCUCCCAUUUAACCCAGCCUGCAGCCUCUCCUUACUCCUCGGCUCGUCCCCUCCAGCAACCCCCCCCCGCGCGCCCUAAGCAACACCCCCCUUCCCUCCCGCCUCCCCGCCCGCCCCACUUCUCAUUCACUUGGCUCGCACGGCGCAGACAGCGCAGCUAGCACACACCGCCAGUCUGUGCGCAGAGCGGGAGCCAGAAGCCGCGGGGACACCCGGCUAUGCACGCCCCCAACUGAAGAGACGCCUCAACGCCGCAGCUUCCGGCGCAUUGCAAUUUAGCUCAGGCUAGCUCAGAGGGACGUACCCCUUGAGACCCUCGGAUCCUCCCUUCCAGGGCAGUCCUCCCUUAGACGCUCUGCUAAGUGCAGACGGGAGCGCACGGUGGCCCCGGCUCGCCGCAUCAUGGAGCGGAUCCCCAGCGCGCAACCACCUCCUACCUGCCUGCCUAAAGCGCCAGGGCUGGAGCACGGAGACCUUUCAGGAAUGGAUUUUGCCCACAUGUACCAAGUGUACAAGUCCAGGCGGGGGAUAAAACGGAGCGAGGACAGCAAGGAAACUUACAAACUGCCGCAUCGGCUGAUUGAGAAAAAGAGACGUGACCGGAUUAACGAGUGCAUUGCCCAGCUGAAGGAUCUUCUACCCGAACACCUCAAACUUACAACUUUGGGUCACUUGGAGAAAGCAGUGGUUCUGGAGCUGACGCUGAAGCACGUGAAAGCACUGACAAACCUAAUUGAGCAGCAGCAGCAAAAAAUCAUUGCCCUGCAGAGCGGUUUACAAGCUGGUGAGCUGUCGGGAAGAAAUAUCGAGGCAGGACAAGAAAUGUUCUGCUCGGGUUUCCAGACGUGUGCCCGUGAGGUGCUUCAGUACCUGUCCAGGCACGAAAACACUCGGGACCUGAAAUCUUCCCAGCUUGUCACUCACCUCCACCGUGUGGUCUCCGAGCUGCUGCAGGGUGGUGCUUCCAGGAAACCGUUGGACUCGGCUCCCAAAGCCGUGGACUUCAAAGAGAAGCCCAGCUUCCUAGCCAAGGGAUCAGAAGGCCCUGGGAAAAACUGCGUGCCGGUCAUCCAGCGGACUUUUGCCCCCUCGGGUGGGGAGCAGAGUGGGAGUGACACGGACACAGACAGUGGCUAUGGAGGUGAGUUGGAGAAGGGUGACUUGCGCAGCGAGCAGCCGUACUUCAAAAGUGAUCAUGGGCGCAGGUUCACUGUGGGAGAACGCGUGAGCACAAUAAAGCAAGAAUCUGAAGAGCCCCCCACCAAAAAGAGCCGGAUGCAGCUCUCCGAUGAGGAAGGCCGCUUCGCUGCCAGUGAGCUGAUGAGUUCCUCGUUCCUCGGGCCGCACCCACAUCAGCCUCCCUUUUGCCUGCCCUUCUAUCUCAUCCCACCGUCAGCAACUGCCUACCUGCCUAUGCUGGAGAAAUGCUGGUACCCCACCUCCGUGCCACUGUUAUACCCAGGCCUCAACACCUCAGCGGCAGCCCUCUCCAGCUUCAUGAACCCAGACAAGAUUCCCACCCCCUUGCUCCUGCCCCAGAGACUCCCUUCUCCCUUGGCACAUUCGUCCCUCGACUCUUCGGCCUUGCUCCAGGCUCUGAAGCAGAUCCCACCUUUAAACUUAGAAACCAAAGACUAAACUCUUGAGGGGAAUCUCCUGCUGCUUCGCUUUCCUUCCUGCCUAUUUCCAAAACCACCAAGGUUUGACCCACAGAGAAGAUUCAGAGUGUGUAUGUGUGUGCGCGAGUGCGUGCGUUUGUGUGUGUACGUGUGUGCGCGCGAGUGCGUGCGUUUGUGUGUGUACGUGUGUGCGCUAGUAUGUGUGUUUGUUUGUGUAGGACAUUAAGUUCCUUCUGACAUAGGGAAGACAAGAAAAGGAUGACCUGACAUCAGAUGACAGAACUGUGGCAGAUCUCUGGGCUUUUCCCUACCCAGAGAAGAACCCCCUUUGACAGAGAUCAGUUGGAUUUUCAUAUGCUUCAAAGGCUUGAUCUGUGAGUCACUCUUCAGUUCGGGAGAUGGGUCUGUCUGUGGCUUUGAGAAAAGGUACUUUCAAAAGAGCUUUCCAGAGCGCAGUGCACAGCCAGCUGUUAGGACCCCACCCUUGUCCCUUUAUUGUCGAGGUGACUCACACCAGGCUGACAGAGUGGACAGACUGAGCUUUCUGCUAAGGUGGUGAGGUAGCAAACACUGGCAUGUCACAGUAGUGGUUCAGGCAAAUUUCCGAAGGUCUCCUCCCCCACCCCUGCCUCUGAUGAAUAAAGACAAUGAGUGCAGUUCCCUAACUCAGGCUUUUGCGGUGAUACUCUUGCUAAGGAACCGAAAAUGGCCCCCUUUGUACAAGCUGAGCUGCUAGGGAACCAAGGUGGACCUGACCGGUCCCCAGGCCUGUGGCACCUGUUUCUAGGUCUCGUGUCUGUGCUGUCCAGGGAACCAAAGGAUGGUCUCAGAGAUGGCAGAUGCCCCAAGAGUCCCAAAGUGCGCAAAGCUGAGUAAUCAAUUGCUACACUUAACCGCACAGCUAGACUGGGAUUUCAAGUCUAUCCUAAAGCUUUGAACCAAGCUUAGCUUCUCACAGGCCUAGCAGAGCCUCGGCACCCCAAGAUCCUUUCUGUAGGCUAAUUCCUCUUGCCCGGCAGCAUAUGGAGUGUCCUUAUUGCUAAAAAGGAUUCUGUCUCUUUGAGGAAGUUUUAUUUUUGAUUCAGAGUCCUUGUUUUCUUGACUUGCUCAGCCAGCCCUGCACCAGCUCUUUCGAAAUGCACUAUGCUUGUGUUUUAACUUCUUUUCCCAUUUUUAUUUGGGCAUAAAAGUCGUUGCCUUUAUUUGUAAAGCUGUUAUAAAUAUAUAUUAUAUAAAUAUAUGACAAAGGAAAACGUUUCAGAUGUCUAUUUGUAUAAUUACUUGAUCUACAUAGUGAGAAAAAUGAAUGUAUUCCUGUUUUUGAAGAGAAGAAUAAUUCUUUUUCUCUAGGGAGAGGAGAGGUUACAGUGUUUAUAUUUUGGAACCUUCCUGAAGGUGUGAAAUUGUAAAUAUUUUUAUCUAAGUGAAUGUUAAGUAGUUGUUUUAAAAAUACUUAAUAAAAUAAUCUUUUUUCCUGUGGAAGAGAAA